CGAGAGUGCGCGCGUGCGCGCGGACAGAGACAAACACAACACACACACACGUGCAGUGUUACUGCAGCGGAGAACGCACGCAGCGGCUGUGAGAGUGGGGGAGUGUUGUACGGGGAGGAGCGCGCAGAACGCGCACACACACACAGCCCCACUCACUCGCAUGAGUAAGAGGCACGGGGCACUCGCACAGACCCGGAGGAGGAGGAGGCGCGCGCGCGUGCACGCGGAGCCGCAGGAACGGAGUCGCGCGCGGCUUCAAGGGAUGCCGCUUGCACAGUCGCCCGUAUUGCGUACCGUGGACGUUCCAGCGCAACGAUAAUGAUGACGACAAUUACCAUUGUAACAACAACCGGUGUGCCUGUCCGUGCCAGUAUGAUUUCAAAUAUGCAGUUUUCACCAGAUCGUAUCAAUGCGCUCUCGUCUUGCCAAGCCAUUGGACGACAAGAAGACUGAAUUCAGCGCAGCGGAUCGAACGCGAGACGCACGGAGCGUCCGUCCAUCGCACGGACAAAGCGCAAUGCGUGCGUGGAUAAGUGACCACGGCAGACGACCACCACCAGCAACAACAACAACAACAGCAACAGCAACUGAGCUCCGGGCACUGUCAUGAGCUCCUCAAGAGUCCAAGAACCCCAAAGGACGACGAGCCGUCGUGUCGCACCCUCGGGUCUCGCUUCACGUCCUGCCUACGCAGCGCACAAAUGACGGCCGGCCAGCGAACAUGGCCCAACUCUACUACAAGCGCAGCGAGCAAGCCCCCUACCGCGACCGCAUCCCGCUGCGCAUCGUGCGCGCCGAGGCCGAGCUGUCGCCCGCCGAGAAGCUCUACCUGAGCGCCGUCGACAAGGGCGACUACGCCGGCGUCAAGCGCUCCCUCGAGGAGGCCCAGAUCUACUUCAACAUCAACAUCAACUGCACCGACCCGCUGGGCCGCAGCGCGCUGCUCAUCGCCAUCGAGAACGAGAACCUGGAGGUGAUCGAGCUGCUGCUGAGCAGCAACGUGUUCGUGGGCGAUGCGCUGCUCCACGCCAUCCGCAAGGAGGUGGUCGGAGCAGUCGAGCUGCUGCUCAACCACAAGAAGCCCCGGGGUGACAAGCAGGUGCCGCCCGUUCUGCUCGACCGCCAGUUCUCGGAGUUCACGCCCGACAUCACGCCAAUCGUGCUGGCGGCGCACGCCAACAACUACGAGAUCAUCAAGCUGCUGGUGCGGCGCGGUGUCUCCAUCCCGCGGCCGCACCCCGUGCGCUGCUCGUGCGUCGAGUGCGUGUCGAGCUCCGAGGUGGACAGCCUGCGGCACUCGCGCUCCCGCCUCAACAUUUACCGCGCGCUCGCCAGCCCGUCGCUGGUGGCGCUCUCCAGCGAAGACCCCAUCCUCACCGCCUUCCAGCUCAGCUGGGAGCUCAAGGAGCUGAGCAAGGUGGAGAACGAGUUCAAGUCCGAGUACGAGGAGCUGUCGCAGCAGUGCAAGCGCUUCGCCAAGGACCUGCUCGACCAGACGCGCAGCUCAAAGGAGCUCGAGAUCAUCCUCAACCACAACGACGACCCCAAGGCGGUCGUUGACCCCAACAAUCCGUACAACCUCGACCGCCUGCAGCUCGCCAUCAAGUACCACCAGAAGGAGUUCGUCGCUCAGCCCAACUGCCAGCAGCUGCUGGCCACGCUGUGGUACGACGGCUUCCCCGGCUGGAGGCGGCGGCACUGGGCCAUCAAGCUCUUCACCUGCCUCGCCAUCGGCCUACUCUUCCCCGUGCUCUCCCUCUGCUACCUGAUCGUGCCCAAAAGCAGGUUCGGCGUCUUCAUCAAGAAGCCGUUCAUCAAGUUCAUCUGCCACACGGCAUCGUACCUCACCUUCCUGCUGCUCCUGCUGCUGGCCUCUCAGCACAUCGUGCAGACGGACCUGAGCAUGCAGGGUCCGCCGCCGACCAAAGUGGAAUGGAUUGUGCUGCCGUGGAUAGUAGGAUUCAUCUGGGCAGAGAUCAAACAGAUGUGGGACCGUGGACUGAUGCAGUACGUCAACGACUGGUGGAACCUCAUGGACUUCGUCAUGAACUCGCUGUAUCUUGCCACAAUCUCGCUCAAGGUCGUGGCGUACGUCAAGUACAACGGCUCGCGUCCGAGGGACGACUGGGAAAUGUGGCACCCUACGCUCGUGGCCGAGGCCCUCUUCGCCAUCGCCAACAUCUUCAGCUCGCUGCGUCUCAUCUCGCUCUUCACGGCCAACUCGCACCUGGGGCCCCUGCAGAUCUCGCUGGGCCGCAUGCUGCUCGACAUCCUCAAGUUCCUCUUCAUCUACUGCCUCGUGCUGCUCGCCUUCGCCAACGGGCUCAAUCAGCUGUACUUCUACUACGAGACCAGCGCGGACGAUGAGAACAACUGCAAGGGCAUCCGAUGUGAGAAGCAGAAUAACGCCUUCUCCACGCUGUUUGAAACGCUGCAGUCGCUCUUUUGGUCCAUCUUUGGGCUCAUCAACCUGUACGUGACCAACGUGCGUCCACGGCACGAGUUCACCGAGUUUGUGGGCGCCACCAUGUUCGGCACGUACAACGUAAUCUCGCUCGUGGUGCUGCUAAACAUGCUCAUCGCCAUGAUGAACAACUCGUACCAGCUCAUCGCGGUGAGGAGCGGCGAGUCCAGCAUUAUCAGCGACCACGCCGACAUCGAGUGGAAGUUUGCGCGCACCAAGCUGUGGAUGAGCUACUUCGAGGAGGGCGGCACCCUCCCGACCCCGUUCAACAUCAUCCCGAGCCCCAAGUCCGUGUGGUACCUGUGCCAGUGGCUCGGCCGCCGCCUCUGCCCGUGCAGCCUCCUGAGCGCGCGACGGAAGAGACACGAGAGCCUCGGGACGCUGGGAGUGCGGGCCCAAAUGACGCUGAGACGUGCGGCCGACAACUUGAGACGCAACCACCAGUACCAGGAGGUCAUCAAGAACCUGGUGAAGCGCUACGUCGCUGCGAUGAUACGAGAAGCGAGGACGGAGGAGGGUCUGACGGAAGAAAACUUUAAGGAGCUCAAGCAAGACAUCUCGAGCUUCCGCUACGAGGUGCUGGGACUGCUCAAGAAGGGGUCCCGGAAGCGCAUCGCCGACCGCGGCGACGUCCUCAACGCGGCGGACUCCCGCGGCGAUCGCUCGGCGGAGGAGGAGGAGGAGGCCCGUGGCGCCGCGUCGUCGCUCGCCGUGGUGGACGCCACCGCCGCCACCGCCGUCCGGGCGCCCCUGUGCCUCAGCCCCAACGGAGUCCUGAUCUACGACACGGACUCCACCAGCGCCGCGUGCGCACGCCUGGACGAUCGCAGGUCGCUGUCUCGCAAGCGCGUCUUCGCCUGGAGGUCGAAGGUGAAGAGCCGCGGCUGCGGACGCGUCGCGGCGACGACGGCGGCGACGGCGCGAGAGCCGCACGCCUCGCCCUCCGCCGAGGCCGCGGCGGCGGCGGCGCCGUCGCAGCUCAACGGCGCCAUCCGCACCGUGUCCGAGGAGGUGGACAGGCUGCCCGGACGGGGCGGGCGCGACGACGGGCCGGGCGGGGCAUCCCGGGCGCUCGCGGACGCUCAGGACGAGCGGGCGCUCCCUCGCGCCCCGGCGGCUUUCUUGAGCGUGGCGACCGUGACGUCGCGGCCGUGGUCGUCGAGGGGAGGGCGGGUUCCGGCGGGCGGCACCGGCACGGCGCGGGGCGACGGGCGCGAACGGACGAAAGGCGCGUGCGCGCCGUCGCCCCCGUUCGCCUCGGACGCGGAGCUCGCCGACGCUCCGGACGAGUCCUACGACACGUGCGAGGAGGAUGGGGCUCCCAAGCGGCCCGUCCACCGGGACUCGUUUGCGACCACGAGGCUGUGA
Lethenteron reissneri (Far Eastern brook lamprey) is the source of this 3832-nucleotide messenger RNA. RefSeq names its product short transient receptor potential channel 4-like. Lineage: Eukaryota; Metazoa; Chordata; Hyperoartia; Petromyzontiformes; Petromyzontidae. The record is from RefSeq and is a predicted model, not a curated record. Gene Ontology annotation, cellular component: plasma membrane; cation channel complex. Gene Ontology annotation, molecular function: inositol 1,4,5 trisphosphate binding; store-operated calcium channel activity; protein binding. Gene Ontology annotation, biological process: calcium ion transmembrane transport; regulation of cytosolic calcium ion concentration.